UCCCCCUCCAGGCCAAACCGCCAAAAAAGCACAUUUCUGCGGAGAAAGAGAAGCUCACAUAGAAGAACAUAACACAUCUACGCACAGGCCAUGGACGGAAUUCUUGGGAUCAACGAUGAAGUGAUCAAGGCAGCGUUGUCUGCAUCCAUCGAAGCUCGUGACGAUCGACAGGAGCUGAACAUUUGCAACAGGUCUUCGGAGGUCAUCGUGGCCUUCCCCAGAUCAUGGUCUCCCGAGGACUGGUUCCCUAAGGACAGCAAAGCCAAGUCCUUCGGAGAUGACCGGAUCGACCGCAAGAAGUGCCCUUCUCUCAGGAGCAUCGGCUUGGAUGAGGACGCCAGGGUCAACAAGGCGUUCAUGGAGAGAUUCCUACGUAUUCUGGAUGAUGAAAGCGGAAGGCUCCGCUCCGAGGUGAAAAAGGCGUUGGACGAUAAUAAGCAGAUAAUAUUUACAGGCCAUUCAUCGGGCGGUCCAAUCGCAAUUUAUGCGACUGUUUGGUUCCUUGAGGAGCACAGAAAAUCAAAGAAAGAGGAGACUCCCCAUGCCUUCUGUUUAACAUUCGGAUCCCCACUUACCACUGACCGCACUUUUGGCCAUGCCAUCCGGCGUGAGCGUUGGUCUGAUCACUUUGUCCACUUCGUUACGAAACUUGACAUCGUUCCCAGGAUUCUACUCGCUCCUUCCUCCCCUACAAGGGAGCUGCUAAAAGAAAUCGCCUCUUUCUCUGACCCACAUCACAAACCCGCUUCAAUUGACAACUUGGCUUCCUUUUUUGUGAAUGUGGUGAAGAAUGCAUCAUGUGUUGCAAACUAUGCAGCUUGCCAACUGACGGGAAGCAAACAUACCCUAUUUGACACUAUGUCUAAUUUCAUCAAGCCAAGCCCUUACCGACCGUGUGGGAAUUACGUCUUUUGCACCGAGAUUGGUAGGUCGGUGGUCGUGAAGAACCCAGAUGCGGUCCUUCGACUGUUGUUUUGCGCUUUACAGAUUGAGUCCGAAAGAGAGCUUCUGAAUAUAGCACAAAAAAGCUUAAGGGCACAUUGGACAUAUGAAGAAGCAAUAAACCAAAGCUUGGCCUCGGCCAAUGUUGUUUAUUUGAAGAACCUCCGAGAAUUGCCUCUCAGCUCAAAUGAUGCCGCAUUAAAUGACCUUAACCUGAACCUUCGGGAAUUGCCUCUCAACUCAGAUGAUGCCGCAUUAAAUGACCUUAACCUGAACCUCCGAGAAUUGCCUCUCAGCUUAGAUGAUGCCGCAUUAAAUGACCUUAAUCUGGACGCAACGGCGAGGCUGUGCCUUCGUGCCGCUGGAGAGUUGGAGAAGAGGAAACAGGAUAACCAGAAAAAGAUCCAAGGGAAGAAGGUCGAAAUAGAGAGAUACCUCGACGCAUUAAAAAAGUACCGGACCACGAGCGAGGACGAAGGUGUGGGAUAUUACGAUGCUUUCAAAUUGCAAAAGAAGGAGGAAGACUUCAAGGCCAACGUAAAGAGACUUGAACUGGCAGCUAUUUGGGACGAGAUUGUUGAAAUGCUAAGACUCAGGCAGCUCCCCGAUGAAUUUGAGGUAGAUAAAGAAUGGGUGGAUCUCGGCACGCGGUUUCGCGGACUUGUGGAGCCACUAGACAUAGCCAACUUCUAUCGACACUCCAGGACGGACGAUGCAGGUCAUUACAUGAAGGAAGGAAACAGGCCAAGUCGGUACAAAUUUCCUCAAAGAUGGCGAGAACACAAGUACCAGUUGCCACCGAUGCAGCAGUCGCAGCAGUCGCUCAAACAUUUUUAUGGUGAAUCCAGCUUUUUGGCCAAGGUGGAGGAGCUCAGAACUAAACCAUGGGAAGCAAUAAAGGACGAGGUUCCGGUUCUGGGGAACCGCCUUACAGAAUGGUACAAAAACAAGGAGGUGGAGGGUGACUUGUUCUUACAAGAGAGCACGCUCGUUAAGUGGUGGCAAGACCUCUGUAAAGACCAUCCUGAUGCUGAGUUGCACAACGUUCUUCCGAUACCACCGGUCAAGUGAGACUUGUAUUGCUAUUUCUCAAAGUAGCAAAAUACCUUCACUAUUUAUAAACUAUACUUGUUUGAUAUGCCUAUUUAUAGGCUUUCUUCACGGACAUAGUCUUAUCAAGUGUUCUCCAUUUAA
This is a messenger RNA of Eucalyptus grandis, 2136 nucleotides long. RefSeq names its product protein EDS1L. The transcript has 5 exons. The coding region runs from base 91 to 2013 and encodes 640 amino acids. The record is from RefSeq and is a predicted model, not a curated record. Gene Ontology annotation, biological process: defense response; lipid metabolic process. Lineage: Eukaryota; Viridiplantae; Streptophyta; Magnoliopsida; Myrtales; Myrtaceae.